AUGCUUCACACUCACACACCAAUGCUCAUACAUAGAUUUUGGUUGGUUGCGCGAGGUUGUGUUGCGUGUGCUCUCUCCAGAUAAAGUUAAUUAUUUCUUGUGUGUUGACGUCGUUCGUGUGAGAUUCUAGCAACUUUAUACGUCCAUUACGAUCGUAACGAACGGAAGCCCAUCGUGGUUGUAUUUCAUAAAAUCUUGACGCCCCAACGUACGCCAUUUUAUGACAUUAAUCACUAUUCACAUUCCACACCCGCGAAACAAUUGCUUCAAUUAGAGUCGCUAGUGAAACGCGUAGAAGUUUCGUAGAAGAAUAAAGCUUAUUGUGAAAAAAUGCAUCCAACGCGGGGAUCGGCAAUGAAUAACGUUUCGAUUACAGAUUCUAGUGGUCAGCCUAUGUCUGAUAAAAAGGAUUACUGUGACAGUGCAAAUACUGAUUCCGGGUUUCUUUCCGGGCAUAACCUCAACUCGUCUGAGGAUAUUGUCUCGGAGGAACAACACCGUGCGGUAGAAAAUAAUCAAAAUAUCGCUGGAUCGCAAACCAUUGGUGCAAGUGAAAAACAGCCCAUCGAGACGGAAACCGACCUAGACUCCGGGAUGAUUCCAGACGAGGAGCUAGAGUCCGGCAAUCUGGGCCUGAUGGACAUCUGCGAACGUUUCGACCGUUUGAUGAAGCGCGACUGGAUGAAAACGUUUCAGCAGGAUGAAUUUGGCGAAACUCAACUGCACUUGGCAGUCUACGAAAGGAAUGAAGACCUUAUUUCCAAGCUGGUCGCAAACGUUCCACAGCAGUUUCUGAACAUUCAGAACGAUGCCGCGCAAACGGCACUGCAUUUGGCUGUCCUCACGGAACAGCCAAAGGUGGUGCGUCGAUUGCUGGUCGGUGGUAUCAAUCAAAGCAUCCGGGAUAUGGAUGGUAACACUGCGCUUCAUUUGGCCUGUAGUUUGGGGCGCGCACAAAUUGCCAAAGAACUGCUAACUCCAUCGUCGUGUUCCGAGCUUUCGCAAGGCGUAACAUACACAAAGCUGCCCCAGGAUCUGGAACAGUGGAAUUACGACGAGCAGGACAGCUAUGAAUAUGGAACGAAAAUAGAUGGCCGCAUCCAGUGGGGGCAUCAUGGGGAAGGAAAAUCUGGCAUGUCCGCUCUACACAUCAGCAUUGAAAAGGGCAACGAAGCAUUGGCUAACUUUUUGCUGGAUGAGUGCCCACUCUUGAGCUUAGAGGCUGUUACCUAUGCUGGCAUGACGGCUUAUCAGCUUGCACUUAUCCAAGACAAGCGGAUCUUGAUUGGUGACCUCACAAAACGCGGAGCAGAGCAAAUUUCCCUUCCCGCGAGCGACUCCGAGUCCGACUCUGAAGAUGAAAUGAUCAGUAACUACUACGGAGCGAGUGCGUUCUCGGCAACUUUCUCGGGAUUAUCGGCAAUCAAUGUGUCGUAGAGAGCCCACUGAUGUUUGUCAUCAUUAACCCUAACGGCUGCGCUUUAACAAUCAUACGUACAAAGCUUUUUAGAGCGCGAAUUGAUAAGCACACUUGCACAGAACUUGAACGAAAGCUGUAAUGUAAAAUAAAUGUGACGAUUCUUUCCUUCUAAUAAGUGCCUUAUGUAAAUUGAACAGGAUAGAUACACACCUGCAAAGGCUUGUGAUGGACUUUGCAUAGCUGUAACGAACUAUGAUUUGUUCAUCUGUUAUGAAACAGCAGUAGCGCAAUUAUUGUAAUAUACAGGUCACACAAUAUCGAAUGUAAAACUGCGAGAGACAAAAAAAAACUGUAAACCUUCCUCAUUCAUCCCGUUGGCAGCGGCCCGUUCCUGACCAAAUCGAUAUAAAAAAGUGACACGUGUUUAGGAAUUAUCACCUAAAACCUUCACACACACAUACACAGAGCCAUUUUAAAGCCUUCACCUAAUAAAAACAAAAUCUUACUGACGUAGAGAACAGCAUAGACAUAGACCAGUAUACAUAUAUUAUUUAUAUGGUUUAAAAUUAACUUGUAAGAAAAUAAUGUACAUGCCAUGAUUAAUGUGGAGCAAACGGACGGAAUAAAAACAACGCUAAUCAA
Messenger RNA from Anopheles arabiensis, 2062 nucleotides. It is a transcript of the gene cact, whose product is annotated as NF-kappa-B inhibitor cactus. The coding region runs from base 331 to 1437 and encodes 368 amino acids. The record is from RefSeq and is a predicted model, not a curated record. Gene Ontology annotation, molecular function: protein binding. Lineage: Eukaryota; Metazoa; Arthropoda; Insecta; Diptera; Culicidae. The transcript has 5 exons.